Messenger RNA from Octopus bimaculoides (California two-spot octopus), 5424 nucleotides. RefSeq lists its product as uncharacterized. Gene Ontology annotation, molecular function: oxidoreductase activity. The record is from RefSeq and is a predicted model, not a curated record. NCBI's taxonomy places the organism in Eukaryota, Metazoa, Mollusca, Cephalopoda, Octopoda, Octopodidae. Gene Ontology annotation, biological process: lipid metabolic process.
ACUAAAAUACACCACAUCAGCACACUAACACCACCACUACCACCUCCACUACCAAUACCAUCAGCACCAUCACCGCAUCAUCACCAUCAUCAUCGUCAUCAUCAUCAUUAUCAUCGUAGUCAUCAUCGUCAUCAACACCACGCUCUCUGUUCUAACGAGGUCUUGAUAGUUUACACGGCGUCAGUGAGUGAUGAUGCCCUACUCCUGCAGCGAGUGAUCGCCAGGGACAACAUUCACCGUUAUAAGCAGUCGCAAUAUAUCUAUCUAUCUAUCUGUCUGUCUAUCUAUCUAUCUAUCUAUCUAUCUAUCUGUCUGUCUAUCUAUCUAUCUAUCUAUCUAUCUAUCUAUCUAUCGUAUUGUAUUCCUGUUUAUGUUACAGACAUACAUAUAUACAUAUAUACACAAACAGAAAACAUCGGGCUAUUUACAUGGUAGUUAAUUAAAAUCUCAGACACCAUGGUUUUGGAAGAAGACUGUGAUGGAGCCACUUCAAUGCAAACAUCUGGCAAUUCGGAGCAGGAGGUUGAAGAACUUUUUAAAGUUGGUGUGCCACAGAACUUGCCAACCAUCACUCAGAUCAAACAAGUUAUACCAGCUCGAUGUUUCAAUCCUAAAGUUUCUACGUCAAUGUAUUAUGUUGUUCGUGAUGUCGUUAGUAUGACAGUCCUGUACGUAAUUAGUGAGUGGGCCAUGAAUAACUUACCUGUGUCGGCAGGUAUUGUACAUAUACCUCUUUAUUGGUUCUUACAAGGGACCAUGUUCACUGCUAUCUUUGUUCUGGGACACGACUGUGGACAUGGUUCUUUCUCCCAUCAUCCCUUAUUAAACGAUACAAUGGGAACCCUAUUACAUUCUUUUCUGUUAUGUCCUUACUAUACUUGGAAACUGUCCCACAAAAACCAUCACAAAAACACCGGAAAUAUUGAUAAAGAUGAAGUCUAUUACCCCAUCAAGAAAAAAUUCCGAAAGAUAUCAACCCAGCUUUUACCUGGAUUCGGUCUUGGUUUAGGAUGGUUUGGUUACUUGGUGCGUGGUUAUAAGCCACGACAAGUCAAUCAUUUCAAUCCAUUCCAUUUUCUCUUUCAGAACCAUUUUCUGGGAUGUACUUUAUCUUUUAUAGGAGACUUCAUAAUGGCUUAUAUUUUGUACAUGUUUUACCAGCAGAAAGGGUUUCUAAUGCUUGUUCACCAUUAUUUCAUUCCUCUUUUUGUGUUUUCCACCUACAUGGUGGUGUUUACUUUCUUACACCACCAUGAUGUCAACAUCCCUUGGUAUUCAGAUGAUCAAUGGACCUAUGUUUCAGGGCAAUUAUCCUCAAUUGAUAGGGAUUAUGGUUGGGUGCAUGGAUUAACCCAUGACAUUGGCACACACCAGAUCCACCAUCUAUUUAGUAUAGUACCCCACUAUCAUCUUCUAGAAGCCACUAGCCAUUUCCGUAAAGCUUUCCCACAUUUGGUGCACUAUUAUACUGAUCCGAUUCUCCCAACAUUUUGGAGCAUGUUCAAGAAAUAUGCAGCUCAGUCAUUGAUAAGUGACUCUACCCAGGUACAUGUUUACAAAUGAUUGUUUUAAUAAUGUCAAAUUUUCAAACAUUUUUUUUUCCACCACUAAAAUUUCUUGCCCAGCACUGGACACUUUCAGGUUAUAUGGUUGCUAAAGUCAUAUUUUUCUAUUUUUUUAAUCAGUUCCCCACUGAGCAAUAAAUACCAUAUCACUAAUUAACUAAUUAAUUUCUUUUCUCUUUAACCUGAUUUGUUCCUCUGCACCUUUUUAACAACAGAAUAAUUCCAUAUUUUUCUACCUCUCAUUAAGAAAGCACAAUCACUGUUAUUCACUGGUAAAGCACGAAGAGUUUUGUCUACCAAUAAACUAUGGUUCUAGAUAUUAGUAUGGAGAAGUCGAGGGUGGCGAUAACUGAGGAAGGUUGGAAUUUGAGAUAACAUUCAGAUUGAUUUACUGCAGGUGGUGGCUGGGGUACAGGUGUAAACAUAAGAUGAAAUUUAGAAACAGUUGACAAAUAAACUGCUUCAAAAGUGAACUGCGACAAACUUUGAGAUAAUGUCCUCUUAAUAGGAUGACUCAGUGGUUUUGGAAACCUGAGUUUUGCAGAGACGAGAUCUAGAACUGAGAUUAUUCUGUAAGGGCAUGGGAAUGAAUAUUACCGUUGUUGCCAUAGAAACUUGAAGAACACAACAUUAAAACAACCGUUUAAGAUACAUAGAGACAUUGAAAUCGAGACCAAAAUAGUGGAAUUGUAGACAAUUGCCAUAUUGUAAAUAUAAUUUGCUAAACACUUAAAAUAUAAUAAUUUAAAAUUUUGGCAGAAUGCCAGUUUUAUGUGAAAUAAGUCAUUACAUUGAUCCCAGUAUUUCACAGGUACUUUAUUUUACCAACCCCCAAAUGGAUGAAAGACAAAGGUGACCCCAGUGUGACUUGAACUCGGGAUGUAAGAUGAUAGAAAUGUCACGAAGCAGUUUUGCCAACACUCUACUGAUUCUGUCAACCCUUUGCUCUUUGUUUGUGACUUAGGCCCAAUGCCAUUAAUUUUGAGGGUAGGGGCUUGUCUGUUCCAUCAACCCAGUUCUUGUCUUGUACUUCAUUUUAUCGAUCUCAAAAUGAUGAAAGCAAAGUCAACCCCUCAGCUUCAUUUCAAUGGAGAAUGUAAAGGUAAUAUUUUUCUGAUGCUCUAACAACUUCACUACUACUACUACUACUACUACUACUGACGAAGGGUUUAUGUGCAGUGAAUAGUCACACAAUAACAAAAUAAGAUGAUGAAAACACCAAAAAGAAAUUUGUGGAAAAUUUGUUUUUUUAGAAACUAAUUUUGUUUGAAGGAUUAAUGAUUUUAAUUAGUAAAUGAGGAACUGUAAUCGGUGUAAUAAAGUGAGCAAUUUUUGGAGUCCUUGAAAUUAUCUGUUUACCCCCCUCCCCCUCCCCAUCACACACCGAAAUUAAUCGUGAGUGAUUGUUUAUAAGAUAUUUAAACAAUUUUUCAUAUAAAUCGCGAUACACAGAUAUUGUUUUGAGCUGAGUGGGGGUGCUAGAUUCCUUUGUUUGAAAAUAAGGACACAGAUCGUGUCGUACAGCCAGCUGGAGAUGAUGUCUGCUGGGGCUAAAUUACAGCAACAUUCGUCCUAAACCAGGACUGCCAUGUUAUGUUGGCAAAUAGUCUUUACUCUCUGGUUUGUUUUCUACAAAUACUUUGCCGAACACAUGAACAGAAAUACACAUGGAGUUUUUAAUAUUGGACAUGCUUCAAGGCGGGGAGCUGGCAGAAACGUUAGCACGCCCGGCGAAAUGCUUAGAGUGGCUGGAGGCAAGAAGCAGCAACAAAUUACCUACAAAUCCCAUGGAGGUUGAAGAAUCAGUAAAUAUGAAUCGUAGUUUUACAAAAGUUAUCUCCCUUACACUUUUAGCUAAGCUACUGUAAAAAAAAAAUUGCACAGCACGACAUUAAGUCUAUAUAUAUAUAUAUAUAUAUAUAUAUAUAUAUAAAGGAGAGAGAGAGAGAAUGUGUGUUUGUUUGGCCAACUGAUAUUGUGUCACUUGUCACCAUACUUUUAGCAGUCAAAUAAUUCAAAUGGUUGUAGUCAUUUAAACAAUUUAAAUGAACAUUGGAAAUAUUUGUAGCUUUAAAUGUGAAUUAAGAUUUUUAAAAAUAUGUCUUUUAAUUACUGUCAAUCAGUAGUUAUUUUAAUAACGAAUGGGAAAUUUUCACUGGGUAAUCUAUGAAUGAAUAUUUAUUUUUAUUACGUAUGGAUAGAUAUUUGAAAUUAAGAAUAGAAACAAAAAGAAAACUAGUCUGAAUUAAUUUGAGUCUUUCACUUUAUACUUUAAUGAGACGGUGUUUAUUAAUGUCUAAUUGACAUUGGAGAGAAAGAGGUUUAAAGUUAAAACUAGAAUAUCCGAUUCUCUUAUAAGCCAUGGAUUAGAUACUGUGCCAUUAAAUAACUAAUCGUCAGGUGGUGAGCAGGCAGAAUCAUUAGCAUUCUAGUCCAAAUACUUAGUGGUAUUUCGUACAUCUUUACACCUGGGGUCAGUGUAAUUGACUUAGCCGUUCCCCUGAAAUUACUGGCCUUCUUCCAAAGUUUGAAACCAAUAUAUAAAUAGUCAACGUUUCUGCUGGAAAUCUGUCUUUCAGUUCAUAGAAAUUCCUCUAAUAUCGCAAUUCCACAACCAAACAGGUAAAUAACUCAGAAGGUAUGAUCACAAACACAAGCUGGUGAAAUGGGAUUUCCCUGAGGGAUCUCUCAAGUUACUUUACUCUUUGGGGUGCAUAGCUUGAAGUUUCAGCAGUCUCUCCAGGUUGACCUGCCACUGCUUCACACCGAGAGGUCACAAUUCUGGUAUUAUGGACAUGGGAUUAGGAAAGAACCACAAGACAGAUUCUUCAAACCAAGCCAACUGGUACAAGAGCUUGAGCUAGACCAAGAAUCGGAAGGUCUGAUGGUGUCCAUUGUCUCAAGUGGUCAUGCUUGGGAAGCCAGCCAGAAAGUGUAAGGACAAUUGCUCCUAAUAGGAGCCCAUGGAGGAAUCACCUGAAGACUCUCCCUCCAUGACCCUCUCAGGAAUAGUGGGUGGAGACAAUGGAUGGACAACCAAUUCUAUAUUGAUAAAUUUAUUAAAUACAUUUAACACAUUACUACUUCAUUUCACUUUUUAUCUUGGCUCCAUGUACUAUAUAGAAGCAAACUAAUUGUGACCAGUGCUCCAGUAUGACCAGAGCCCACAGGGAACCACACAAAUAACUAAUUCUGUGUCCUUAUGGUUUCUGCUGCCAUACUGGCAUUGGUUGCAAUGGGUUUGCUUUUUCUCUGGAAAUAGAAUCUUAAAGCAACAAAAUAUGAUUCCAAAUUUUUUGAUUCUUUAUUUAUUUAUGCAGAAUUUCCAAGUUUUAUAUUUAACAUUUCAAAAUUUAAACAAUAUAUUAAAAACUAAGAAUUUAUCACAUCCACCAUUUUUUGCUGUUGAUGUAGUCAUUUUGCAGUUUUUAUUAAUUUUUUUUUUGUGUAUGGAGGAUAUUUCAUGAUUAAAUUUUGUAGAAAUAUUUCAAAAUACACCAUGAAGGCAGCAUAGCCUCUGCUACGAUGUCUGAAAUAAAACAAACAACCAUAUGAUGUAAUAUAUAUAAAUUAAUAAUUUAAUUACUUAUCACUUGAUUUAUUUCUCCAUUUAUAAUACAAACAAUUGCAGAUUUCAGAAUUUGAUGCUCUUACCAUUUUUUAAAAGUAAAUUAGAAAAUAGAAAAAUGAUGCCACCUCUGUUGGAACUGAUCACACCACAGUCUACCUAAAUAUGUCCGAGGCAUUGAAGCAGCACUGUAUUUUUUCAAAUAUAACACCCCUUCCUUGUAUUGUUUCAUUGAAUCUGAUGUAAUGUUCACUUUAUUUCUAAUAAAAUCAUUUCAGUUCUUUUUUUAAA